Messenger RNA from Suillus subaureus, 1623 nucleotides. RefSeq names its product glucosidase II beta subunit-like-domain-containing protein. Lineage: Eukaryota; Fungi; Basidiomycota; Agaricomycetes; Boletales; Suillaceae. Gene Ontology annotation, cellular component: glucosidase II complex. The record is from RefSeq and is a predicted model, not a curated record. The transcript is spliced from 10 exons. The coding region runs from base 1 to 1623 and encodes 540 amino acids. Gene Ontology annotation, biological process: N-glycan processing.
AUGCAUCCCUGGCUACUUCUCGCCCUCGCCCUUCCAUCAUUGGCACUCGACAAGACCCAUGGCGUUCCCCCUUCUCUCGUGUCGAAAUACGUACCCAGCACGAGGGGUUCGCACCAGACAUGGACGUGUUUAGAUGGUUCGAAGGAAAUUACCUGGAGUGCGGUAAAUGAUGAUUAUUGUGAUUGUCGGGAUGGCAGCGACGAGCCAGGCACGAGUGCCUGUCCCAAUAACAAGUUCUACUGCCGCAAUGAGGGCCAUAUUGGGGCAAUUAUACAAAGCUCUCGUGUUAACGAUGGACUUUGCGAGCAGGAAUGCUGCGAUGGAUCGGACGAGCCCUCAGGCGUGUGUCCAAACACUUGCCAGGAAGUCGGAGUAGAAUACAGAAAGAAGACAGAAGCAGAGCGUAAGCUGCGAAAGACUGGAUCCAAGAUACGAUCUUCAUACAUUGCGUAUGCACAUAAGGAGCAAAAGCGCUUGGAGGCACUCGUUGCUGAUCUUGCCAAAGAGAUUGAAACGAGAGAGAAAGAGGUGGAGAGAUUACGAGACAUUGCAGAACGCGCAGAAUCCCUCUCAGCUGCUGAGCUGGAGCGUAAGAAACAGUCUCCCCUCUACCAGUCACUCCUCGUACAUCAUACCGCACUCAAGUCCCUUCAGAAAGAACACAAGAAGCACCUAGAACGCGAGAAAGCUCUUGGUGACAUCUUGACCUCACUCCGCGCGGAUUAUAACCCUAACUAUCAAGAUAUGGCCGUCCUGGAGGCUGUGCGUGGCUGGGAGGCACUAGCAGGAUUGCCUCACAUAAACGACGUACGCAAGGGUGACGAUGGGGAAGCUGACACUACGGCGGACAAACCGAAAACAGAGGACGAUGUUGAAGAUGAAGGUCUUUGGAAUGCAGCAAAGAUCGAGAAGGAGUUGGAUCAGUUAUUGAAAACAGAUCAUGUGACGCUGCUGCUAGAAUAUGACCAGCUUGUCGGGCCUGCUUCAGCCCAGUCCCUCUUGCUUGACAUUUCGGCCUACCUUCCAGACGCUCUACUCCCAUCCUAUCAUAGUUUCCGCGACUCGCUCCUCUCGGCUCUAUCAGUUUUCGGAAUCGGGCGCGGAGGCACAUUCGACUCGUCUGCUGAAUCAAAUCGUGCACGUGUAGCCCUUUCGGACGCGGAACACAGCCUCAAGCUGACCCAAGAUGAGCAACGAACUGCAAAUGAAGACCUCCUGGAUCUCUUUGAUCCUGAGGGCUUUGGCCCAGAAGGCGAGUGGAAAAAACUUGACGGCAUGUGCCUGUCAAAGGAUACCGGAGAGUACACUUACGAGGUUUGCCUAUUUGACGAGGCGAAGCAAAUUCCCAAUAGCGGUGGUUCUGGCUUCAGUCUGGGGAAAUUUUCGUCCUGGAACAAAGCUGCUGGACCUGGUGAGCUAGAAUAUUAUACCCGACAGCACUACACCCAGGGAGCCAAAUGCUGGAACGGCCCCCAUCGCAGCGUUGAGCUCGUUUUCACAUGCGGCACUGAAAACACGUUACUGACGGUGGUAGAACUGGAGAAGUGCGAGUACCAAAUUACAGGAACAACCCCAGCACUAUGUCGCCCACUGGAGGACGAGCACACCAAAGACGAACUGUAG